CUCUGCAGUUUUGGUCCAUUUUUUCAUGUCUGCAUGUUAAAAUGAUGCUAGAGUGGACACUAUGAUCUGCUUUAGUUCUUUAUUUCAGCUCUUCAUUCGUAAUUUCAUUGAUAGGGCAAUAUUUAAUUACCGAAUGUAGAAACCUAAGACAGCUAUUGUCUAUGGCAAUUUACAAAUAAUAAUAUUAAUAUUUGUUUUAUGCAGAAUAUUAUCACCCCAAAUACAGCCAGAUGGAAAAUAACUAAUAAUAGUAACUGUGCGUUGUUACUACACACUUCUAAAAAGAUGGUUUGUCAAGAGUUCUUUAGUAAAGAAAAUGAUUGUAAAUAGGACCAUGAACGCUCAAAGAACCUCAAAAUGAAACCAAAGCUUUAUCUUUCAGCUUUAUCUGCUCAUCUGAAUCAGCCACUUUUUAUCCCUUAUUCCAGUGUCUGAUUAGAAAACAUAAUGGUAACUUACAGCAGUUAUCUAAACGUUGUUAGGGGGCCCCUUUGUGGCUGGAAGGGCCCUAAACAGCUGCUUAUGUUGCUUAUUAGGUAGAGCCGGCUGUGCAUUGUAGUUAAAGCUCAUUUAUGCUCAAAGUUAAAUACGGAUAUGGACGGAGUUUUCUGUCUGUAUUUCGCAGUCAUUUCAUCCGUAUUUGGGCACAUUCUCUGUAACCUUUCAGAUAUGGGCGAAGUGGAGUUCCCUGGUGGCAGUGUAGCCAAUAGUUCAAGCAAAACAUGAUCAGUUUCUCUCACUGAGUGAAAAGAAUUCCAAAUGUAACGGCCUCACAGGCCAGCAUCAAUCUACAGCGCUGCUUCUUUCAUCACUUUUAUAACGCACUGAAUCAACCACGUCGGCGCUUCUGUUUCCAGAGGAUCUGAGGCUUGUUUGUUAAUGAUGUGUAGCAGAAGGUCUUCAGACACUUCCCAACAGUCGGUUUAUUCGUAAUUUUCCAGACUGACACGUCAUUCGAUUGUUCGUUUGGUCCCUGAAUGGCUGAAACACAGAUCAGCCUGCCAGCUAAGCUCAUAAAUGGCGGCAUUGCCGGUCUGAUCGGAGUGACCUGCGUGUUUCCCAUCGAUUUGGCCAAAACUCGACUUCAAAACCAGCAAAAUGGGUCUCGACUCUACACCAGCAUGUCUGACUGUCUCAUCAAAACCAUCCGAUCUGAGGGCUACUUCGGAAUGUACAGAGGUGCUGCAGUUAAUCUCACACUCGUUACUCCAGAAAAAGCCAUCAAACUCGCUGCCAAUGACUUCUUUAGAUAUCAUCUCUCCACAGACGGAAAGAAGCUGUCGUUGUUGAGGGAGAUGAUAGCUGGAUGUGGAGCCGGCACCUGCCAGGUGAUUGUCACCACACCGAUGGAGAUGCUGAAGAUCCAGCUGCAGGACGCAGGGCGGAUAAAUGCCCAGAGGAAGCUAAUUGGUCAGGCUGCAGCUGGGGGUGGAGAUGCCGGGGUCAGGAACCUCACCGGCCUGCAGAUCACUAAAGAGUUGCUGAGGAAGCAAGGAAUAUCAGGACUGUACAGAGGCCUCGGAGCCACACUGCUGAGGGAUGUGCCUUUUUCUAUCAUCUACUUCCCCCUUUUUGCGAAUUUGAAUGAUUUGUGGAAGGGAGAUGUUGAGGGUCCUGCUCCGUUUUACUGCUCCUUCCUGUCCGGAUGCCUGGCCGGAAGUACAGCAGCUGUGGCUGUGAACCCAGUGGAUGUUGUAAAGACACGCUUACAGUCUUUGACCCGCGGGAGUCAGGAGGACACUUACAGUGGAGUGAUGGACUGUAUCAAUAAAAUCCUGAGGAACGAGGGUCCCUCAGCCUUCCUGAAGGGGGCGUACUGCAGGGCGCUUGUCAUCGCCCCUCUGUUCGGGAUCGCUCAGGUGGUUUAUUUCCUCGGGGUUGGAGAGUUCAUCCUCAGCGUCCUGCCUGGAGCAUGGCACUGAAGCUCGAUUUGAACUGCAUCACUGAUCCACUGCUCUGGCCUGCUGUCAUUCUUCCCUGUGGUUCUUCAUGCUUUAUAGCAGAACCAGCAGCCAGGCAGCUUGAACUGAAGCCUGAAGCAGUGGAAGGAAUUCAACAGUGGUGAAUUGGGCCUAUUAGUAUUAGGGCCUAUUAGCCUAUCGCAGUGGCAGUAUGCUUUAGCUUAGGAUGUUUGACAGUUUGGGUUAUAAGUUUGUUUCUUUUUGCCAUCUUUAUUAUGUUUUGCUUUGAGUGGGCGCAAGCUUUAUAAAGAAGUGCUGCAUUGGUCGUUAGACCUGAACUCUCAUUCUGUGGGUGUAAUCUUGCUAUUGUUUCAUCUCGAUUGGAAAAAAUAUGUGUGACCAAAACAGAUGUGGCUCACACUGCACUAAGUACACUACACUCACAAAAACAGAUGGUUCUUCAAGGGUUCUUUAGAAAAAGACACUCAAAGAACCUUCUCUAUGAUUAUCUUCAGAUUGAUGGGGAUGUGCUGUAUAUAGUUACAAAAAGCAUGAAAAAGAUUCUGCUGUUGUUAGAAGGUCAAGUAUGUUUUGGUACUAUAUAGAACCAUUUUUAAAAGUUCUAUAUAGAACUACACUAUAUUUCCAAAAGUAUUCAUUCACUCAUCCAAAUCAUUGAAUUCAGGUGUUCCAGUCAC
This is a messenger RNA of Pygocentrus nattereri (red-bellied piranha), 2599 nucleotides long. RefSeq names its product solute carrier family 25 member 22b (gene slc25a22b). Gene Ontology annotation, molecular function: L-glutamate transmembrane transporter activity; L-aspartate transmembrane transporter activity. The record is from RefSeq and is a predicted model, not a curated record. The transcript has 11 exons. Gene Ontology annotation, biological process: malate-aspartate shuttle; aspartate transmembrane transport; L-glutamate transmembrane transport. Bases 978 to 1922 code for a protein of 314 amino acids. Lineage: Eukaryota; Metazoa; Chordata; Actinopteri; Characiformes; Serrasalmidae.